Messenger RNA from Schistocerca gregaria, 2900 nucleotides. RefSeq lists its product as uncharacterized. The coding region runs from base 1 to 2634 and encodes 877 amino acids. The transcript is spliced from 3 exons. The record is from RefSeq and is a predicted model, not a curated record. Lineage: Eukaryota; Metazoa; Arthropoda; Insecta; Orthoptera; Acrididae.
AUGAGUGGGCGCAGCCUACCUUUACUUUAUCAGUCAGCUAGACCACUUUCUUUUAUCUAUUAUAGUGCUUUCCUGUGGAACUACGACAUGGGGAUUUCAUUGUGUAGUGCGACUGCGGAUGGCGCAGAAGACACUGAAAGCGAAAAUGAGGCUGUCCACCCACAGCUUCCAUCAAUGAAUUUGCGUCUUGUAGAUAUUGAUGGUGCUUCUCAUUCAGGAAGCAACAUAUCACAAGACAAGACAUUCAGUUGUAAUACUCCUACAGAUGAGCUACAUCAGAUGUUGAAAACAUCAAGCGGUUUAGAAUUUGAUGACAUUGAAAGUAUUUACCUUUCCACCAAUAAGUCAAUGCUCUCUGCAGAAGGGUUUGAAGAGUUUGAUGCCAUGUUAUCAGACACAGAGUUUCAGGAAUCCAGUGAACUGAAAGAAAACAAGGCACCAUCUUUCAAAACUCUUUCAUCCAACACAGAUGACAUUUCAGAAACUUGUGUUUCAUCUUCAGCAUUCGACCACGUGAAGUCAGCUCAUUCCUCUUGCAGUAAAUCAUUUUAUUCUCCUAGUUCACACUCAAGUCAUAGUCAAGAUAUGAAGAAGUCAUUACCAGAGAUUUCAGCUAUUGAGAAAAUACAAGUUUGGAUGAAAACUGUUCCAGAUCCCAAAUCUGAAACUUCUAAUGUUUGUGAGAAACUUGUUCCAAAGUUACAUUCAGCUGGUAAUGACCCUGCCACAAUUCUUUAUACUAUACAUUCUUCUGAUUUGUCACCAAAUACUGAUUCGUGCCAUUCAGUUACCAACAACAAAGAAUGUUCACUUGACCAGCAUAGCUCUGAAAAGAGUGAAGGAAAUUUAAACACAUCGUCCCCUGCACUUAGAAAAGAUGAAAAUAUCUCUGAAUUACAUGAAACUGAUUCACAACAUGAUAGUGGUGAUAAUAUAUCAGAUUCCUGUUCCAGAUCUGACAAUAUUCAACAACUGACUGGUGAUCAGCAUUGUGGAAAGAGUUGGAGAAUUACUGACUUGAAUGCAGAAUCUAAGUCUGGUGAGGAAAAUGGCUUAGAUGUAUUCACCUCACUGAAGAAUGAUGAAUCAGAAAAUAGUCUGUACAACAAUGCUCAUCGCGUGUCAAAUUUUGACUUACGUACAUCGAGCAGCAUUGACUCAGUCUCUGUUAAUGCUCAACAAAGUUCUGAAAAACAUGUUGACUCAGUCUCUGUUAAUGCUCAACAAAGUUCUGAAAAACAUGUGCAAAUUUAUAAACGGUCCUCACUAGCUAGUACCACUGAAGAUGAAAAUAUAUCAUCUGUGUGUAAAUUGUACACAAAUGGUAGAAUAAAUAACAUAUCAAGUACCAGUGGAUAUGAUCUGUUAAACUCUGGGUUGCAGUCCUCUGCUACUGAUAAUCAAGAGAUCUAUAAUAAUCAACAAUAUCGUGAAAGGUUACUAAAAGCUUUUGAUACAUCUGGCCCAAGUGGGAAUGAAAAUCUAUCAGAUGCAGGUCCAUCGGUUGUAUGUGGUAAGACAACAGAUAAAUCAUGUAACUAUCAGAAAGAACAGCCACUUUUUGAUGUUAUCAACUAUCCUCAUAACAAACUAACAAACAGAACUACUGACUGCCUUUCUCCCAGUAGUUCUGAGUUUAUUCCAAUGUGUAAUGAUACUGUUUACACUAAUUCCUGCAAAAACAUAAAACUAUCAGCAUUUAAUGAAAUACCAAGUGUAUAUUCUGAAACUAGUAAUGAAAUUCUUGAUGAUUGUGAUUUGCUUCCUCAGCAAGACAGAUUCAUAGAACACAUGUCUGUCACACAAAGUUCUUCCAAAAUAUUCAAUACAGUCGUUAUUGAAUGCACUGAAGACAUCCCACUUCCCUCUGCUGGUGACCUGGGAGCCAAUGUAGUUGAAUUUAGUGCAUUUAGAGGAAAUCAUGAAAGCAAAGAAGUUUAUUGUGCAUACAAAAUUGUUAAAUCUGAUUCACAAUACUCGUCUUGCAUCCCAGAUGAAGACCAUCAUGUUUCUAAUGUACUUGAAGGUGAACAUUGCAGAAACUUAUCAGUUGAACAAAGUAGUUGUAACUGUUGUGAACAUUGCAGAAAAUUAUCAGCUCAACAAAGUGGAUGUAAGUUUUGUGAAACCAGUAUUUGCGAUUACAAUGAAGAGCAAGAUAUUUCAUCCACAGGUUUAUGGGCACCACCGGCUAAUUCAGCAGAUAGCAUUUGUUGCAUUAACUCUCAUUUACUGCAAUGUGAAGAAUGUUCUUUGACAGAAGUGAGCACCUCUGCAUCAAAUCAAAUGGAAAUGAUGACAUUAAGAGAGAUGCUGCAUAUACAAGAACCUAUUAUGUCUCAAGAAAUUAGGAGUAGUCCAGAGAACAGAGGCUCUACCGAUCCACAACCUCACUGUGUGUCUCAGCAAGCAACCAUAAAUCAAAAAAGGAAAAUAAACAUUAACUCGGGAAAAAAGGCCCAGAAAAAUAAAAGUAAUAGAAGAAGGAAAGGGAAAAAUAAAAGAUUAUGCAUGCGAAAGCAAAGGAGCAAGACGGCAAGUAAACCAAGGUUUAACAAACAGGAUAUUGUAGCAUCAGUUGUAAGACUUGAUGUUUCUGAUUUCAAUGGAGAUUUAGAACUGACUCUAUUAUAAUGCACUUAAAAGCUAUUUCCUGUUAUUCAUCCUCCAGACGCAGUGUCACCUAUCAUCUACAUGAAAAUCUAGUGACUUGGAACUGCUGAUGACACAUGUAAGGAUAUUUUUGUUGUGUUCUUUCCUCAAGCACCAAGAGGAAACCCUCUCCCACAUUCAUCAUAGAAUAAGUUUUGCCUACAAUCUAUUGAAGUGUUAAUGAAAAUGGCCAAAUCUGUAAAGUGUCAUUAUAAUAUUAUAUGAAUACCUAAACAAGAGUCCAUAUG